AUGAAUGUAACACCUCCGAAUUUCUCGGCUCCAGGUCCUCCGGAUGAUCAAAGAUUCGAAAGGAAUAAAUUCAGACAAACAAUGCCAAAUAAUCCAAGAUAUACUCAAACACCUCGUACAAAUCCAGCAGUUUCUCGUUUGCAUAACCAAAAUCAAAACUGCCCAUCACCAAGUUCGGUAAGAAUAUCUAUUCAUGAAAAUUAAAUUAUAUGAUUAUCAAUUCAGAGUUGUGUUUCAACUGAUACAACAUAUACUCAACCAUGGAAAUCAAACAAAGCAAACUAUGAACAGCCAUCUUCCUCCAAGUUUCGAAGAUCAGCUUCAGUUUCAAUGAAAAAAUCGGAAGAAGAAGAAGAACAUGAUCUCACAUUGUCCACCGACAAAAGUACAAAUGGAAGACCAAUUAUCAAUUUUGUACAAUUGAAAAAAUCUUUGAUGAAACCAUUCAAAGGAAAUUCGAAGAAAGCAAAGAUAAACGAAAGAAAGGAGGAUUUACCAUCAACGAGUAGACCAAUGCAACAAGAAGAAAGACUAAAAAUGUAAUAUUAACGAUAUUUUUUUUUGAAAAAAAGUAAAAAAGCAGAAUUUUUGCAGGUUCCGAAAAGUUGGAAUGAAACAAUCGUUAAAAGUUAGUGCAGUUCAAAGAAUGCAAAAAGAACGACAACGAGAUUUUCAAUUAGUUGGCGGAAAUCCUCAAAAUGAAACAAAACGUAAAUCGGAUGAAUCAACUUAUGCUCAAAUUGACAGUAUGCUUGUAUUCAGUUCGCCAUCUAAAAAAUCACGAGAAAUUAUUUCGUUAAAUGAUGAUGAUGUAGAAGUUGUUAUAAAAAAUAAGAAAACUGGAAAAUCUGCAACAGUAAGACUAGAUUAAAUUUAUUUUCAUCUCAUUAAUAAAAUAAUUAUUUCCAGCGUCAAGAAAUUGCUUGUCCGAGCAAAAAAAUAAAUGAAAUUCCGCUAACUUCAACUCCAAAAUCAUUCUCAAAUGUUGGAAUGCAAGAAAAUGAUUUGAACAUUUCAACAGUUUCAAAUUCAUCGCUUUGUGUUGUUGAAGAAAAUAAUUCGGAAAAGAAUAGAAGUAUUUAUUAUUCGACGACAGCUUUGGAAUCAGACGCUUUUCAACAAAAUGACGAUCGAAUUUCACGUGUUGAUUCAGUCACUCCAACACAAACACAGUAUUCUACAAUUGUGAAACCAACGCCACAGGUAAGAAUAUUUUGUGAGGGAAAUUUCUGAAAAAAAAUUGAUUAAAUUUUCAGAAAACUAUCAAAACUGAAAUAGUCGAACCAGCUUAUGAUAAAAUACAAAAUCCUUCUUCGCAUAGUCAAUGUCCAAGUGUUUCUGGAGAAUCGCCCGAUUUGGUAAUUUUUUUCUGAAUUUUAAACUCAUAAAAAAAAAGAAAAAAAACUCAUGGAAUAUUUUUUCAAGCCUAAAUUCCACUGUUUCAAAAUUUUUAUAGAAAACGUUUUUCUCAACAUGAAAAUCCACUGUUUCAAAAUUUUCAUAUUAACAUUUUCAAAAAUUAUUUUUUUUUUGAUAUUAAUCCACUCAAAGCAGCACAUUCAAAAUUUGAAAUUACAGUGCAAAAUUUAUCGAAAAUACAGCAUUUUCUUUGUUUUUAGGUUUCAUUGUUUCUAUCAAAUUCCCUUUUUCAGUCAUGUUUCCCGAUAUAUUCUGGACAACUUCAAUUUAUGUCAACACCGCCUUUACUCAAUCAACCUAUCGAUGAUCCAUCAGAAGAUACAAUGAAAGAAUUUUGGAGAAUUUCGAGAGAUUUAAAACAGAAACAUGAACUAUUGCAAUAUCGUCAAUCCUGUCAUUCAAAUGUUAGUUUUAAAAAACUUUAUUUUUGAAAAAUGAUUCACUUUAAAUUUAUUUCAGAUAUCUCAAAGAUUGCGAGGAUUGACUCAAGUUAAAAUGUGUCUUUUGGAAGGUGGUAAAAACGAUCCGACAAACGAAAUGGUAAGUUUUUUUUAAAUUUUUUAACAUUUUUUUUCUGAAAACUCUCUAAAUAAAAUAUUUCAGCUGGUAUCACUCUGGAAAAAUUGUCAAGAAGAGGAAAUUUUGAGAGAACAAAUAGUUGAAUGCCAAAAUAUUAUUUAUCAAACAACUGCCGAAAUUCAAACAAUCGAACACAGAAAGAACAUGUUAUUAGAAUGUGAUGCAAAUUUUGGUUCGAAAAAAUGUUAG
Molecule: messenger RNA, 2187 nt
Organism: Caenorhabditis angaria
Lineage: Eukaryota; Metazoa; Nematoda; Chromadorea; Rhabditida; Rhabditidae
Source: the annotation of a GenBank genome assembly